Molecule: messenger RNA, 936 nt
Organism: Dichotomopilus funicola
Lineage: Eukaryota; Fungi; Ascomycota; Sordariomycetes; Sordariales; Chaetomiaceae
Exons: 4
Coding region: 1-936 (311 amino acids)
Source: RefSeq, a predicted model, not a curated record
AUGCCAUUCUUAUGGCAUGACGAUCCACUGGCAGGGCUGCCGGAGAUCGCGCCGCACCCGGGCCGAUCUGAAUCGUCUUCCUCGGCCCUCUCAUCUCCGCCUACGAGUCCGAUCGUCCGGCAAAUUGACACUGAUGUUGACGAUAUCCUCAGAAAUUACCGGCCAAUCCAUUCCGGCGACGAUACUGCCAAGGUACUCAGGGCAUUUGUUGAUAAUCUAUCUAGCCAAGGUUUGUCAACGUUGCAAUCCGAGAUCCACGCUACGAACCCCCACCAGCUGCGUCAACUACUGGCUGCUGGUGGUGGCAAACAGCCCCUAGUUACACCUUCGCCUAACGAGUCUGAAUUCGCCAUGACCCAGAUUGAAGGGUCGAGCCAAACAGCGCAGAAGUCGCUGAAAGAAGAGUGCCUCCGCAGAGAUGGGAAUCGAUGUGUUGCCCUGGGCGUCAUCGACUCUACGGCCUAUACUAAUAUGCCUCCAGGCGAACGUAAAGGCACCAAAUGCGCUAAUACCCAAUGCUCGUAUAUUCUACCAUUCGCGCUUAGCAAUAUCGACAAGAGGAAUGCCACGCAAACCAAGAACCAUGAAACGACAUGGUGGGCACUUUACCGCUAUUUCCCAGCUUUAAAGAACAAGAUUGGGGCCAAUACGAUCAACCAGCCAAGCAAUGCCAUCACACUAAUCUCGGAACUUCACAGAGAGUUUGGUCAGUUUACAUUUGGAUUCAAGGCUGCAAACGAGAUCUUAGAUGACCCCCCCUACUAUACAUCCCAGGUCCCGGCUUUUGUUAUCGUUCCCCAAGAAGAUGCUGAGGUCCAACGGCCUGACCCGGACAUACUUGAUGUUCACAUGCGUAUUGGCCGUAUUCUUCAAUUAAGUGGUAUUGGUUUUGCCAUCCGCCAGAGCUUCGCAAGGGGAGGCCGUCCUCUCAAGUAG